Messenger RNA from Verticillium dahliae VdLs.17, 438 nucleotides. RefSeq names its product verprolin. The transcript has a single exon. NCBI's taxonomy places the organism in Eukaryota, Fungi, Ascomycota, Sordariomycetes, Glomerellales, Plectosphaerellaceae. The record is from RefSeq and is a predicted model, not a curated record. The coding region runs from base 1 to 438 and encodes 145 amino acids.
AUGGCAGAGCUGGUACUCCUGCCCACAUCCACAUAUCAGCCUCCUUCGCCCUCGCAGGGUCGAAGGCCAGGGAGGUUGCUUAAUACUAUAAUCGAGGAGGAGAACGAGGACGGCCAGCAAUGGCACCCGCUCCAGCAGCGCCAGAACCAACGACAACGCGACGGCCGCAAGCUUCAACCCCCCGCCAACGUUCAGAUCGAGGCCUGGCUCUCCCCCAUGAGCGACCACUUCCCCACGCCUAGGGGCUUUCACUUCAUGUCGGCCCCCAUCCUCCCAUCAUCUCCCUCCAACGACUCGGUCGAGGAGCCUCUGUCCCCGACGACCACCUCGAACCCGUGGAACAACCGAGCCAGCGUCAUGACAGACAUCACCGAGUUUGAUGACCUCUACGGCAUCAGCGACGCGCGAGAGAGCGCCACCACGGCAAGACUAGAAUAG